ACGUGUCACCAGCUCGGCUCCGGGAGCUCCGCCGCCGCCGCGUUUGUGGACUCGCGCGGGAGAGGACUUGAGUCUGGACCGGACCCCGCGGAGGGCAGAGCCGGGAGAGGAGGGAGAGAAGGCGGCUGAGCAGAGCGCGGCGGCGAGAGCCAUCCAGGUCGCUCAUUGCUCUCGGGUGUUGGCUAACGUUGUGGUUUUGAGAAAGCCUGAGGGCCAGAAAGCAGUCCUGGGAGAAGCCCUCUGGGUGGGCAGUCGGAACCUUCAGGUCCAGAGGAGAAGCCGUCCCCUCACCUGGACUUAUGACCCGCGGCUUCGCCCCCAGCCUGCCUGUCGAGUUCCCCAAGAUGGGCUCUUUCCGCAGGCCCAGACCGCGCUUCAUGAGCUCCCCGGCGCUCAGCGACCUGCCCCGCUUCCAGGCAGCCCGCCAGGCUCUGCAGCUGAGCUCCAACUCGGCCUGGAACAGUGUCCAGACUGCCGUGAUCAAUGUCUUUAAAGGGGGCGGCUUGCAAAGCAAUGAGCUCUACACACUGAACGAAAACAUCAGGCGGCUGCUGAAGAGUGAACUUGGAUCGUUCAUUACAGACUAUUUUCAGAACCAGCUUCUAGCAAAAGGACUGCUGUUUGUGGAGGAGAAGAUUAAGCUGUGUGAAGGUGAAAAUCGCAUUGAGGUUCUGGCUGAAGUCUGGGACCACUUCUUCACUGAGACUCUCCCCACCCUGCAGGCAAUAUUCUAUCCAGUUCAGGGCCAGGAGCUGACCAUCCGCCAGAUCUCCCUGCUGGGCUUCCGCGACCUGGUCCUGCUGAAGGUGAAGCUGGAUGACUUGCUGCUGCUGGCCCAGCCCCAGCUGCCCUCGUCCAUUGUCCAGAUGUUGCUCAUCCUGCAGAGUGUUCACGAGCCCACAGGCCCAAGUGAGGGUUAUUUGCAGCUGGAGGAGCUGGUGAAGCAGGUCGUUUCUCCUUUCCUCGGCAUCAGCGAGGACCACAGCGUCUCAGGCCCCACGUACACACUGGCCAGGCGCCACUCCAGGGCCCGGCCCAAGGUCAUGCUCUUGAACUACGCCUCCCCGAUGACCACCGUCAGCCGGCCCCUGAACGAGAUGGCCCUGACCCCCCUGACAGAGCAAGAGGGGGAGGCCUACCUAGAGAAGUGUGGCAGUGUCCGGCGACACACGGUGGCCAAUGCCCACUCGGACAUCCAGCUGCUGGCCAUGGCCACCAGGAUGCACUCGGGCUUAGGGGAGGAGCCUGGCGGCGAGGACAAGUGCCUGCUUCUGCCACCCAGCUUCCCGCCACCCCACCGGCAAUGCUCCAGUGAGCCCAACAUCACUGAUGGCCCCGAUGAGCCGGAGCAGGUGGCAGCGGGCAGCCAGGAGGACUCAGAGCUGAACUGUGCAUCCCUCAGCUGAAUGCCCACCUCGGGGACCUCCCAGCUCCUGCCUGGCCACCAGGAUGAGGGCGGCUUCAUCCCCGAGGACCGCCGAGGGGAGCUCUUCCUUUGGGCAAUGUUGCCUUAUGCCUUUCCAGGUACAGGCUAGUCUGAGCGCCCUAGGGAAAAUCCCUGUCGUGAGCCUCUCCAUUUUCGUGACUGUGACCACUUACCUCUUGGCGGCCACACAGAUUCAACUGCCUAAUGUUCACCUUCUGAAUUUCAGCCUUGCCUGCCUGACUCAAUUCAAAUCCUCCUCUCUGGGCUUUUCCCCUCAGAUAUUGGACUAUCUGAUCCUCCCAGCCCUAUAUUGCAGUGCCCCUGGUGUUCCUAUAGCAGGAAGUCGUCUGACCCACACACACAGCCAGCAAGGAUGUGUUGGCAUGUGGAGUUCCCCUUGAGGGUCCUUGUGAUGCAGAGGCCGAUGGGUGAAAAGAAGCAAUAGAGAGGUACCUCUUCUCUCCAUCUUGUGUGGAGUAAAGGUAGACUGCAGCCCCUCCCAAGCCUGACUCUGGGAAUGCAGCUUUCAUUUAAGUUUCAGAAUUACUGGGAAAGAGUGGCCCCACUGGUGGGUGAGGGUCCAUCCUCACCUAUAUCCAGACCCUAUGUGCGGCCUUUGGCUUUUGGCCCAGGAGGGCCACAGUGCUGGAGGAACCCCAUCUUUGAUUAAGCCUCAGCAUUCCCCCCUCAGGCUUCCUUCCCGAUUCAAGGAACUAACCUUCCUGGUGGAGUAGCUGGUGCCUUCCUCCCUUUCUCAUUUCAGAAACUGACCCUUUUCCUAUUGUGGGGAAGGGGCAUGCUGAUACCAACCAACCAGUCUGUUCCUGGAUUUGACUUGAAUUGUUUAAAUGUGCAUCAUUUCAAAAAUAAAUUGCUUGCAAGUAUUUGCACGUAGGAUCUUGCACCACUCAUUUCCAAUGGGGUGUGUCUUCAAACUGAAAAAUAGCAAACCCCCUAGGAAAGGAGACUGGAAGUGGUCCAGGGUGAAAGUGAUCCGUGGUGGGCAGGGCUCAGAGGCCGCAGAGCUCUGGAAGCAGCUGGACUUGAAUCCAGUGUGGCCUGUGUUUGUGAGUGUUGUGGUUUAUAGGAAAAGCUGCGUUGAGAUAGAGAGACUCAGCUUGCCUCAUGAGCGGAGAGUUCUAGUAAAUGGGAUGUCUCAGCGCUCUACAGUGCAGGGAGCUGGGAAAGAUGUGGGCAGGACCUUUUGGAGAGAUGUCCAUUCCCUGUGAUUAAAGAAGUGCCUGGAAUGUAUAACCUGUGGGGCCUUGAAAUGUUUUUUGGGGCAGCAGGCUUUGGUACUGUGCUAUAUAUAUUCUCAGCACUCCUCCCUCCAUCCAGUUCUGGGCUUUUUAUCUCCUUUGGCCUCCCUGUUCUUUUUGUAUUUGCCUGUUGGCCCCGCUGAUAACAGCUCCAGAAAAAAGAGAAGGCCCCUGGGCCCUUCUGACACCUUCUAGGUAUCCUGUUAAUCUUUGGAAACUUUGUUUAUGAAAUGUCAGAGACAUGAGCCAGUUUGGCUUCCAAUAUGGCAGGAGGUGGCCGGGAGAGAAUGAGGACAGUUUAAGCUGCCAACAGAGGAAACCUUCUAAGCUCAUCUAAGCCUUGACAGCAUUUCUCCUCUGGGUGAAGAUUUGAAAUAUGACUAGAGUCAUGCUUUUGAUGGCUUUUGAUUUGGACAGUUUGUUUAAAAAGUUGUUUUGUUUUCAUCCUUUUAAGAGAUUGAUAGAAAUGUCCAAAGGAGAUCUGCUGAGAAUUUCAAACAAAAAAUAUGUGUAUGCGUUGGAUAAAGUCCACAAAUUCACUAACAGGUAUCAGUAGGUAACAACAUGAUGAUUUAUUUAACUGAUGGCUUCUGUCCUCAUUGGUACACUUAGCACUUGGGACUAGUAUUUAUUGAUCCAGGCAAAGUAAUUAAUCAUGCUUGGGUUUGCUUUUUUAGUUUACAACCUGAAUGAUAUAUAUGUCUUUAAAUGCUUUUUCCACACACUAAAUGCCCCUGAUGGGGACAUCAGUCAUCAGUUAAAUAUGUGAGCUCUUAGGUUGAGAAUGGGAGUGUCAGUACAGACCCAGUGUACUUAAUUGCUAAUGAAUGUUAGCCAGUUUACAACUUUACCUUUGAUGUACACACCUGAUAUUUGUACAGUAUUUCACACUGUACAUAUAAAAAUUGUGCUGAUGUCUAUGAGCAUUCUAGCCAUCAGAGCUAUUGCAAGAGCGACAACCAUAGUGUUGUUUUAUGGUUUUUUUUUUAAGUUUUAUUAUUAUUUUUGGCUGCAUUGGGUCUUUGUUGCUGCGCGGGCUUUCUCUAGUUGUGGCGAGCGGGGGCUACUCUUCAUUGUGGUGUGCGGGCUUCUCAUUGUGGUGGCUUCUCUUGUUGUGGAGCACGGGCUCUAGGUGCGCCGGUCUCAAUAGUUGUGGCAUGCGGGCUCAGUAGCUGUGGCGCACGGGCUUAGUUGCUGCACAGCACGUGGGAUCUUCCCGGACCAGGGAUUGAACCCGUGUCCCCUGCAUUGGCAGGCGGAUUCUUAACCACUGCGUCACCAGGGAAGUCCAACCAUAGUGUUUUAAACCAUUUUUUCUCCCCUUCACAAGAUGAAGAUUCGUUUUCGUUAUUUAAGCUAGGAUCUUCCGGUGGCUGAGGUUUAAUGACAGGAAAUGAUCAUGACUCUUAAACUCCGAGUGGGCUCGAAACC
Mesoplodon densirostris (Blainville's beaked whale) is the source of this 4116-nucleotide messenger RNA. RefSeq names its product proline rich 5 like (gene PRR5L). Gene Ontology annotation, biological process: TORC2 signaling. Bases 300 to 1406 code for a protein of 368 amino acids. The record is from RefSeq and is a predicted model, not a curated record. Gene Ontology annotation, cellular component: TORC2 complex. Lineage: Eukaryota; Metazoa; Chordata; Mammalia; Artiodactyla; Ziphiidae. The transcript has 9 exons.